Molecule: messenger RNA, 1688 nt
Organism: Spinacia oleracea (spinach)
Lineage: Eukaryota; Viridiplantae; Streptophyta; Magnoliopsida; Caryophyllales; Amaranthaceae
Exons: 2
Coding region: 7-1428 (473 amino acids)
Molecular function (GO): nucleic acid binding; RNA-DNA hybrid ribonuclease activity
Source: RefSeq, a predicted model, not a curated record
CAAACUAUGAGAACACAUAAUAUUAGUACUAUAAAAGUAGACACCAAUUCAUCCCCAAACAAACAACCAAAAACUCACAACAACACCAAAAUGAGUUUAUGGUCAACUCUGUUAAAUUCCAAAUCAUACACACUCAAUUUCGAUGGAUCACACAACAAUCAAGCAAACAAAUCAGGAGCAGGCUGUGUAAUAUGGGACAACCAAUCAGGAGACUUCGUCAUUGCAGCAUCUUACAACCUUACUGAUUCCUACCCAGAUUACUGCAACGUCGCCAUUGCUGAAGCUGUUGCUCUUCGAAACGGGUUACAGUUAGCCCGUGACCGCAACCUUAACGUCACUGUCAUUGAAGGGGAUAGUACGGAGGUUAUUGAUCAUGUUUUGGGCCGAAGUCGAAGGCCUCCGUCUACGCCGCCGUUAAACGGGAUUAUUCGACAGAUUGUUGGGAUGGUGAAUCGGGUUUCUCAGAAGGUUGUGAUUGUUGAUCGGGAAGCUAAUCAAGUUGCGGAUAAGUUGGCGUAUUUGGGAUGUAAUAAGGUUGAAGAUGGUGGUUAUAAUGUUUUUAUGAACUUUACUAGUCUUCCUCUUCAGGUGGCUGAUCUAAUAAGGAAGCAGAAGCGGAACCCAUUUAGCAGCAGAACAGAAAAGAAUGAUGGAGAGGGUAGUAGCGUGGUCGAAAAGAUCGGUAUGGCCGGGGCAGCAGUCGCUGGAGUAGCAAUGUUAGCAUGGGGCGUAUCAAAUAUCAUGUUUGGCGAAAGCUCUUCUAAUCAUCAUCAACAACAGCAACAACAACAACAACAACAACAACAACAACAACAACAACAAGAAGCAAAGAACAAAGCAAAAGUACCUCAAAUGUUGGCCAGGUUUAAAAGCCCGGAAAAGAUUGAACAUUUCAUCCUUCAUUACAGUGGAUCCGACAUCAAUCAGCUCCAAAACGGAGGUGCAGGCUGCAUAAUCAGAAACGGUCAAGGAAAAUUUGUAACAGCAGAAACCUACAACCUUGAUCACCUCUUCACCGGGCCGGGUCAGCCCGGUCAAUACAAUGUGGCUAUAGGAGAAGCAAUAGGUUGGAGAAAUGGGUUGAGGUUAGCCAAAGCCAAAAAUAUUAGACUUUCUCUCAUUAUAGGUGACAAUAAGGAGGUUAUUGACCGUGUUCGUGGCCUCGAGAGGAGAGCCCCGAAAGUGGCUUUGUUAAAUGAGAUUAUCGGCGAGAUUCGAGAGGGACUAAUUGAGCUACGCAUUGAUCCUAUGAACCAGGUCAGACUCAUUGGAAGAGAGGAUAACAAAGUUGCUAAUGAGUUGGCUUUUAGGGGGUCUAAACUCGGGUAUGGACAAGAGAGUUGUUAUGCUAGUGGUGAAGUUCUUCCUUUUAAGCUGGCCCAUUUAAUCACGCAAGAGGAAAUAGAUUGGCCUGAUUUCGUCAUCUGAUCUGGUAUGAUCUUGUCUGGUUUUGUGUGGUGCGUACGUGUGUGUAUCUGGGGCUCAUCAAUGGUACAACAUAGUGUACGAUGAAAGUUACCCGUGUAUCUUGCCUUGUAAGGUUGCCCAGUCUAUUCAUCAACAUAGAAUCAUAUUAAUGUACUGGCAACUUCAAUUUAAUUACUAGGUCAUUUAUGAUUAUGUUAUGGGUUAUUUGUGAGAAUGUUGUGAACUUGUUGUCAAAGCAUAAACAAAACUGGUUUCCUUUA